AUGAUCCAUCAAACAGUGCCCGAGGAAGCAGAUCCACGUCCCCUUACGAGAAAUGGUGAUUUUUUUCAAACUAUAUAUUUUUCUCCAAUUCAGAGAGAAAACGUCUUUUUUUCGAAAUUUUGCUUUCAAAGGUGUUUUUCGACUUUCAGAGACUCAUUUCUCACUUUUCGUGACAUAUUAUUUAUUCAAUUUUUUUAAGAACUCGACGUGAUCGCCAUUGAAGAUCCUGUGCAAGACGUGGAGGAACCUUCCAUCAAAGACGGUGAUACUCAAAAUAAUUUAUUUCGACAAUGAUUUCUUCACUCAUUUUUCUGUAUAUUUAUUAUUUAGAAGGGAAUCAGCGAUCGAUUGAUGACGCCUCUGGAGUUCGGAUGCCAUCAGAACAGGAUGGUGAUUUUUUAUAUCAUUUUUUGAUAUCAAUCUUUUUGACUCAUUCUUGUUCAAAUUUAAGAUGAUAUUGACCUCGUCUACGACUGGAAACCUCCGCUUGAUAAGAGAGAAACUGAACUCGAAGGUCUCACUGAAGAAGAACUCGAUAAAAAGUUGUGGGAAGAAUAUGACUUCGUAAGAAGGACAUUUGGUGACCGUAAGUUUUCGAGAGCGAUAAAUCAUCUUAAUUUGAAUUUUUCGAAUUUUUUGUGAACCUGAUUAUGAGCUAGUGCAAAAAAAAGACAGUUUUCCGAAUUAAACCUCGUUCAAAAGCACGGAGAAGGCGAGAAUCUUUAAAAAGGCUGCGUUUCAAAAAAUUUCGAGAAAAGUGUUUUUUUCUUGUUGCUGAUGCAAGAAAAAUUUAAAAACAAUCUAAUAAGACCAAAUUUCUGAUAAAAUCAUUGUUUCGAAAUACCAAAAGCUUUCAACAACAGUUUUUUCUUCGAUACCUAUAAGAAUUAGCAGACGACUUUUUUUCCUAGCCAGAUACAGUCUUGCGUGAGUAUUUUUUGGUUAUUCAUCCGUUACUUCGUCAGAAAAAAAUCUUUUUCGACAUGAAAUUUCAACCAAAUAAGUAAAACGAUAUUAUUUCAUUAAAGAUUUGAGCCGACUCAAAAAAACUUCAAAAAAAUGAAAAAACUUCAAAAAAACAUGAACGAAAAAAACUAAAAAAAUUUAACAUUUUUUUGGUUUUUUUCGUUCAUAGGGGAGUCUGAACCUGGCUCCUCAAAUGAGUGGCUGGUUGAAAUCAUCAUUUGUAAAAGCCACUCUAGAAGACUUUUUUUUUACUUAAAAUUUCUCCCUUUUUGCGCAUUAAAUGUCUAGAAAAAAAUUUCAGACCAUUUUUGUGUCCCAAACAAGAGGCCAGCCGUACAUCUGACAAACGCGAUGCUCCAAUUUUUCAUCUCUGUUGACAACUUUGAAGAUUACAUUAGUGAAUUCGCAACAUUACAUCCAAUGGAUAAGCUUCUGGCUGAGUUCAAACAAAUUGUUUGCGAAGAAGUCAUGGAAACCGAAGACUUUGUAACUCAGCUUCGUCGUCGACUUCCGAAAAAAUAUUCGCUGGAACAGUUUUUCCGAGUGAGUAUUUUUUCUCUGGUUCACGGUUUAGACUUUAAUUUUCAACCUUCCCGUAGUCGUGAGAAUUUUUUCCAUAUCAACCUUUUUUUUUUUGUCACUUCGAGUGCUUUCUCAGAGUUGAAGUAGGUGGAAAGAAUUCCGAAAAAAAAAAAUCCUGAUUGCUGGAUUCGCCGUAGAGUCCCUGAGUCAGUUCGAAUUGGUAUUGAUGAAUAAAUUUUCAGAUUUUGCCGAGAUCGAUAACUAAGCAGUUUGAAAUCUUAGCGAUGGUGCAUUAUUGCUGCCCUAGGGAUCACAGUCAGUGCAGAAAAGAAGAAGUAGUAAUUGAUAUCGCGGAAAUACCCUGCCGCGAUCUUGGCUUUCUUGAAGACUUCAAAAAAGAAAUUCAGGUGAGUUUUUCAAACCGAUAAUUAGAAAAAUAACAUUAUUCUGAACAUUUGUAUAAUAUUUCAUUGACAGAUCAACGUGAACCCUAACAAGUUCACUUGGAUCUAGAACUUGAGAGAGGACAUAAUACAGUUAUAUUUGAGUCUUGGGGGAAUAGAUAAGAAGAUCUCGUGCAAUGGUAGAUUGACCAGUAAAAACGAUUAGCUAAGAAAAACCUAGAUUUGGAAGGUUAAUAAAAGUCAAAACCUCACAAAAAUGUUCGGGAUAGUGACGAUACACAUUUGUGAAGCGGUGGAAGGAAACUUUUUUUGAAAAUCAUCUCACUUUCAGCUAAAAGAAGGCCCUUGUCGAUGUGGGAGAUUGAAAAAUAUCUUCGUUUGCGCUCGACGAGCUAAAGGUACCCUUGCAGAGAGUCUUUUUUGGAAAUGUCUUGUUCCAGAUUCGAAAUAUUUUCUUCUAGACCUCAGCAAGACAGCUCACGAGAAAAGCCGCCAUCUGCUGGAGGCGGAGAAUUUAUACCUCGGUGAGCAUUUGAAAUAAGCUAUAAAAACUUUAAAAUUCUGCAUUUUCAGAUUUUUUUGGAGUUAGAAUGAAAUUGCUUGCAGUGAUUUCAUUGUACCCCUACGGUUUUAAGAGUUACAUGUGCUUCAAACGGUCGUCCGAAGGAUGGGCCGCGUACAUUGACGAAGGAGACAUUCAUUUCCACAAAGAAUUGCCGAAAAUUGGGGAAAAGUUGCUUUAUAUCAUUUACAAGAUAGUCGACCCCGAACAACCGAUGAAUUCUUAG
Molecule: messenger RNA, 2680 nt
Organism: Caenorhabditis auriculariae
Lineage: Eukaryota; Metazoa; Nematoda; Chromadorea; Rhabditida; Rhabditidae
Source: the annotation of a GenBank genome assembly